Molecule: messenger RNA, 456 nt
Organism: Phymastichus coffea
Lineage: Eukaryota; Metazoa; Arthropoda; Insecta; Hymenoptera; Eulophidae
Product: nucleoredoxin-like protein 2
Exons: 2
Coding region: 1-456 (151 amino acids)
Biological process (GO): photoreceptor cell maintenance; sensory perception
Source: RefSeq, a predicted model, not a curated record
AUGGACAUGUUGAAGGGGAAUUUCUUGAUAAACACGAAGGAAGAGGCCGUGAUAGCGAACGAGAUUUUGCGCGACAACGAGUACAUAGGCUUGUACUUCUCGGCCUCGUGGUGCCCUCCCUGCCAGAUAUUCCUGCCGCAGCUGAGAGACGUUUACGAAAAGGCGCGCCAGCGAACAAUCAGCUUGGAGAUAAUAUUCAUACCGGCGGACAAGGAUAACCAGCGGAUGACGCGCUUUUUCGUCGAUAAUCACGGUCCUUGGUACGCUCUGCCUGUUGGCCCUUUGACGGCUGCACUGAGAAAGAAGUUGCAGGUAUACUCGAUACCUUGCUUCAUUGUUUUGAGCAACAAGGGCACGAUAAUCAGCAAGAAUGGCCGAGAGAAUAUCGAGGAUUUGGAAGAUCCGCUUGCGCACUGGUUCGGGGCAUUGAGCGUGGAAAACGAAAAUAAAGUCUGA